This is a messenger RNA of Clonostachys solani, 477 nucleotides long. NCBI's taxonomy places the organism in Eukaryota, Fungi, Ascomycota, Sordariomycetes, Hypocreales, Bionectriaceae. The record is from the annotation of a GenBank genome assembly.
UUAUUGAGCCACUCAGAGCCUAUGACGGGUUUUGCGGUCCCCUCUUCAACAAUGCUACCUGUCUUUAUACAGGUAAAGAAUGCUGUAGCAGGGAGACAUGGACUUGCGGCAAUAGCGGCCUCUGUUACAAGGACGCCGGAGCUUGUGAAAUACGUGUUGUCGAGUCAACUGAUGGAAUAUGUGGACGAGUCCAAGGCAGGCAUACAUUCCGUACAUGCGGAAAAUGGGGAGAUUGCUGCAAUCUUGAAGGGAAGUGCGGUAAUGGGCCAGACUUUUGCGGCAGAGGCAUAUGUCAGGGAGGGCAAUGUAGUGACCCUGAUUAUCCUAUGGAUCACCUUCCGCCAUCGCUGCCAUGGGAGUUUGGAGAGGGUUUACCGUGAAGCUGAAUCUCGUAUAUUCAUUCAUUUAGGACAAGCCUCCAAUUCAAAACACGAUCCAAUUGGGAAUAUUAACAUAUCACCUCCUCGCCAGUCAUGA